Nothoprocta perdicaria is the source of this 955-nucleotide messenger RNA. Its product is annotated as olfactory receptor 14J1-like. The transcript has a single exon. Gene Ontology annotation, biological process: G protein-coupled receptor signaling pathway. Lineage: Eukaryota; Metazoa; Chordata; Aves; Tinamiformes; Tinamidae. Bases 16 to 951 code for a protein of 311 amino acids. Gene Ontology annotation, cellular component: membrane. The record is from RefSeq and is a predicted model, not a curated record. Gene Ontology annotation, molecular function: G protein-coupled receptor activity; olfactory receptor activity.
ACAUGAAAGACCAAAAUGUCCAACAGCAGCUCCUUCAAUGAGUUCUUCCUCCUGCCAUUCGCGGACAAGCGGGAGCUGCAGCUCUUGCACUUCUCGCUCUUCCUGGCUAUCUACCUGGCUGCCCUCCUGGCCAACGGCCUCAUCAUCACAGCUGUAGCCUGCGACCACCACCUGCACACCCCCAUGUACUUCYUCCUCCUCAACCUCUCCCUCCUCGAUCUUGGCUCCAUCUCCACCAUUGUCCCUAAAUCAAUGGCCAAUUCUCUGUGGGACAACAGGGUCAUUUCCUACCUGGAAUGUGCAUCGCAGAUGUUCGUCUUUUUUUUCUUUAUUUCAGCAGAGUAUUAUCUCCUCACUGUCAUGGCCUACGACCGCUAUGUUGCCAUCUGCAGACCCCUGCACUAUGGGAAUCUCCUGGGCAGCAGAGCUUGUGUCAAAAUGGCAGCAGCUGCCUGGGCCAGUGGGUUUCUCAAUGCUCUCCUUCACACUGGGAACACAUUAUCACUACCACUCUGCCAAGGVAAUGCUCUGGGACAGUUCUUCUGUGAGAUCCCCCAGAUCCUCAAGCUGUCCUGCACAGACUCCUACCUCAGGGAAGUUGGACUUCUUGUAUUUAGUCUCUGUUUUGUCUUUGGGUGUUUCCUUUUCAUUGUGGUGUCGUACGUGCAGAUCUUCAGAGCUGUGCUGAGGAUCCCCUCUGAGCAGGGCCGCCACAAAGCCUUUUCCAUGUGUCUCCCACACCUGGCUGUGGUCUCCCUUUUUCUCAGCACUGCAGUGUUUGCCUACCUGAGGCCCCCCUCCAUGUCCUCCCCAGCUCUGGAUCUUACACUGGCUGUUCUAUAUUCAGUGUUGCCUCCAACAGUGAAUCCCCUCAUCUACAGCAUGAGGAACAAGGAGCUCAAGGAGGCACUGAGGAAAAUUCUUCAGUAUGUACAGUAUCCCAACCAAUAACUUU